Argentina anserina (silverweed cinquefoil) is the source of this 1803-nucleotide messenger RNA. RefSeq names its product scarecrow-like protein 18. Gene Ontology annotation, biological process: meristem initiation; regulation of DNA-templated transcription. Gene Ontology annotation, molecular function: sequence-specific DNA binding; DNA-binding transcription factor activity. Lineage: Eukaryota; Viridiplantae; Streptophyta; Magnoliopsida; Rosales; Rosaceae. The coding region runs from base 217 to 1584 and encodes 455 amino acids. The transcript has a single exon. Gene Ontology annotation, cellular component: nucleus. The record is from RefSeq and is a predicted model, not a curated record.
CUUCUGGCCACCAGUUUCUACAGAGCUUUGGAAAUGAUUUCCAUCCAUUAAUUACACUAACUUGUCUCUUUGAGAGAUCAGUUUCCCCAAAUAUACCUGGUAUCGAUCACAAUUACUAUCGCCACUGCUCUAUUCUAUAUAUGUCUGCUCUGUGCACGCGUAUAUGUUAUUGAAAUCUAGCUAGCUACCUCAACAAGAUCUUAAUCUUGCAGAUAAAUGCUCAUGGGUUCAUUUAAUUCUUCACAUCAUCAAAGAAUAGUACCUCAACAACAAGAAGACCAAGAUCCGCAGAUUACCUCAGAUCUACAACUGUAUAACCAGCACCAGCACCACCAGUACCAGAUUGCUCAGCCGCCAUUGUUAAUGUCACGCGGUUUAACCUCCCGGCAACUCCUCAUCAGCUGCGCCGAGCUCAUAUCGCAGCUCGACAUCUCCUCUGCUCACCGCCUCAUUUCCAUUCUAUCCUCCUCGAAUUCCUCUCCUAGUGGAGACUCCACGGAGAGACUGGUCCACCAGUUCAUUCGCGCCCUUUCUCUCCGUUUGCCUCUGGUGACGGCGGCUCCACAAGAACUAAUGAGUGUUGCCGCCGCCACUGCAUCAUCCCCUUCCACCUAUGGUGCCUUUCUGGAGGCGGAGACGGAUGCAGAAGAAGAGGCUCUUCAGUCUUGCUACCUAACCCUAAACCAGAUAACCCCAUUCAUCAGGUUCAGCCACCUGACGGCGAAUCAAGCCAUCCUCGAAGCCAUUGACUCGAGUCAACAUACCAUCCACAUCAUCGACUUUGACAUCAAACACGGCGUGCAAUGGCCACCAUUCAUGCAGGCCCUCGCCGAGAGAUCCUACGGUUCAAGCUCAUCUCUCAACCACCCUCCUCCUCCGAUGCUCCGCAUCACCGCCACCGGUCGCGAUCUCACUCUUCUCCGCCGAACCGGAGAGCGCCUCCUCCGGUUCGCACAGUCCCUCGGCCUCACCUUCCACUUCCGCCCCAUCGUGCUUCUAAACGACGUCGCAAUGAUCGACUACCUCAACCCGGCGUCGCUCGGUCUCUUCCCUGAUGAAACCCUUGCUGUCAACUGCGUCCUCUACCUCCACAGACUCCUUACGGACGACGCACAUGACCUCCACCUCUUCCUCGACAAGAUCAGAGGCUUGAACCCGAAGAUAGUAACAGUAGCCGAGCGAGAAGCCAAUCUCAACAGCCCCAUGUUUCUUAACAGGUUUGUUGAGGCGGUGGACCACUACGGCGCCGUUUUCGGCUCCUUAGAAGCGACUCUCCCGCCGAACAGCAGGGAGAGGCUGGCGGUGGAACAGGUGUGGUUCGGAAGAGAGAUUGCUGACGUGGUGGCGGCCGAUGAUGAUCAAAGAAGAAAGCAGUUGAGGCACGAGAGAUAUGAGAAUUGGGAGAUCAUGAUGAGGAGGUCGGGGUUCUCGAAUGUUCCGUUGAGUCCCUUUGCUCUUUCGCAAGCGAAGCUUCUUCUCCGGCUACACUACCCUUCCGAGGGUUACCAGCUUCAUAGUCUCAAGGACUCAUUCUUCUUAGGUUGGAUGAAUCGUCCUCUUUUCUCAGUUUCUUCUUGGAACUAAUUAAUUUGCAGUACUAGUACUACAUAGAGCUAUAAAUAUAUAUACAUAUGCCCGCAUAGCAAGCUAGAACCCAAAUUCGAAUCCUAACUAAGCUACUCAUAUAUGCAUGGAAGAGUGUAUGUAAUACCAAACAUUGAUGUGAGUAAUCUGGACGACGACGUUUGCAUGCGAAGAAAACAGCAGCUUCCUCAUAGUCAUGCUUUGCACACUGUUGUUUUG